Messenger RNA from Alligator sinensis (Chinese alligator), 7295 nucleotides. RefSeq names its product PHD finger protein 3 (gene PHF3). Gene Ontology annotation, cellular component: nucleus. Bases 381 to 6377 code for a protein of 1998 amino acids. The record is from RefSeq and is a predicted model, not a curated record. NCBI's taxonomy places the organism in Eukaryota, Metazoa, Chordata, Crocodylia, Alligatoridae. Gene Ontology annotation, biological process: DNA-templated transcription. The transcript has 17 exons.
AAAUGUCUUAGAGGAUUCGCUGAAGAACAUGCUCAGCGAUAAGGAUCCUAUGCUAGGAUCUGCAAGUGCCCAGUUCUGUUUGCCUGUUUUGGAUAGCAAUGAUCCCAAUUUCCAGAUGCCUUGUUCAACAGGGACCAGGAUUCAUUAAUCACACAUAGGAUCUUGGGAUAGGAGAGGCUACCCUUGCAGAACCAUACUUAGAGAAAGUGAGGAGAAUGGCCGGUGCAGUGGCUUGACUGCCUCUUAGGAAACCUAUUUUCAGGAGCAACCUCUGGGAUCCUUCUCAGGUGGGAAGGGACAGUGAGGGACAGCUGAUCCUCUAAGGCUGGGGACCUUCCUGUGGCAAAAGUCAUUAAAAAUUUAUUGGUCUUGAUGAUAUUAUGGAUGAAGAAGGGGUUAAAGAACGUGGUAAUGAUACCAUUGAUGAAGAUGAGCUAAUUUUACCUAACAGGAAUUUGAGGAAACGGUUGGAAGAAACUUCAGUGAGAUCACCAAGAAAGUCACCACGUUUAAUGGCACAAGAACCAGUGCGAAGUUUGCGGCAAAGCACUAUAGCCAAGCGUUCAAACAUUGCACCUCUUGCUAAUACCAAGAAAACAGCUGUAAAAUGUGGAUCUGCUCAAAAGGGAGGACUGAAGCCACAAGACAAAGGUCAAACUAAAGAGGCAGAAGUUGAUACACCACUAAAGCUAGAACAUUCUAAAGAGAUUAGGCGUAGUGGUAGACGAUCUGGACAGUCAGAGACAUCAGCUUCUCCACAUAGUUCAGAAUGGUCCACUUGUCAUGAAAAGAUGGAUGAAGUAAAACCUGAAGCUGCCAAGCAGGAAAAAGUGGAUGAAACAUCCCGUGACCUAAGUGGUUCUCAUUUUUUGGACAAUUGUUCUUCUUCUGAAGAAACAAAGAGCAAACCGGAAAGUAUUAAUACUGAAUCUGGGAACGCUGGACCAGGUUUUUCAACCUCUGCAAAUAAUAAAGGUGAUAAAGUUAAAAAUGAAAUAAAUGAAACUAAGGAUGAUAAGGCGGUUUCUGAAACCUCUUCUGAAAAAGUAACUGAAUACAAAGCGGAGGAAGUGGAGGGAAAAAAUAAAGAAAAGGACCAAAGCAAGAUAACUGGAAUAGCUGAAGCUCUGUCUGGUACAGUGGCUUGUGUGAAUCCAAAUGAAAUGCAUGAGACCCUUUCAAUUACAGCCAGCUGUGGAGAGAAGCAGAUUGAAUGUAGGUUAGGUUCACAAACCGAUGUAGAAAUUGCUGGUAAAAAUGUAAUGUCAUUAAAAGAAUGUAAAACACAGUCUGUAGAAGACCCUAAAGAGACAGACAAAAAUAUUAAUACUAGCAAAUACUGGGAAACUACAGAAUAUCAUAAAACAGACUUGAAAAAUGAAGAUGCUGCUUCUGUUGAGCAGGGAAAUAGUGUUACAGAAAGCAGCAUUCAUGAUCAUACAAACCAAAAUGUACAGCAGCAGAUCAGCAAUAUUAAAGUGGAAAGCCAUGAGACAUCAAAGAUUCAGGAUGAUAGGAAGUUGAUUAACAUUUCAUCAAAAUGUCAAAAAAAUAUAAAGCCAAAACACAAUAAAUCUUUGGUACAAUCUAAACAGCUUUUGGCUGUAGGAGCUCAACAAAAAUCAGUUGCAAGACAAGAAAUGCAUUCAAAAACGAGAAUUGGUACCAACGUUCCAGGUUUUACCACUUCUUUGGUAAGCCUGAAACGGAAUGCAGAUGAGCCAGCAAGUCACCCAAUUAAAAUGAGGAAAAAACAAGCUGAUAAGGAUGCAAAAACACAAAGCUGUGCAUCAGGAGUUGCAACAAAGAAGCAGAUGCCCACGUUGGUGAAAAAAGUGCCACGAAUCCCAAACCUUGUUCAGGUGCAAAAAUCAUCAACUCACCGAGUGAGUGACAGGUCUCCUACUCAUCAGAGUUUUUCAAAAGAAGUCCCUCAUGCUGUCUCAUCAUCUGUGCAUUCAUUGUCUGGGCAUUUGCUACAUCUUAACCAGAAACAAGCACAAAAACAUCAGCUUGCAACUGCACUUAAAACAAAUAGUUCUGUAAAGGAAGAGAGUGAGACAAAAGAUCCUACUGGUACAGAACAUUUAAAGGAGGAUGAAAGAGAAAAACUGAAAUUUAAAAAAAUUGAGAAGAAUCUUCAGCCUCGUCAGAGAAGAAGCAGUAAAAGCCUUUCACUUGAUGAACCCCCAUUAUUCAUUCCAGAUAACAUCUCUACUGUCAAACGGGAAGGCUCAGAACAUCUCUCUUCAAGCGAAAGUAAAUAUGCUUGGGUUCCCAGCAAGCAGUGUGGCUUUUGCAGAAAGCCGCAUGGCAACAGGUUCAUGGUAGGCUGUGGUAGGUGUGAUGAUUGGUUUCAUGGUGAUUGUGUUGGGUUGAGUCUUUCCCAAGCGCAACAAAUGGGAGAUGAAGAUAAAGAAUAUGUGUGUAUUAAAUGUUGUGCUGAAGAAGACAAAAAACAUGAUUCUUUUGAUCAAAAUAUGAUGGACAGUCAAAUGAAAUUUGAAACUGCAAGAGAAGAUAGAAUGAUAGAAUCUGAGAAGCCUGGGAUGUCAAAGCAAACCUUUCCUUGUAAUCCAACUUCAGCAAAUGAAAAAUCUAAGCAGAUGGAUGACACAGUGAAGCACAAAGUCAAAAUUUUUAGACGGGAAUCUGGAGAUGGGAAGAGUACACCAGAAUACAGAGAUUCUGAUGUUAAAAAAGGGCAACAAACUACUGUUCGUAAAGUAGCGCAGACUGUUAUGCUUCCUCGUCGAUCCUCUGAAGAAAAAAAUGAAAAAAUAAACAAAGAUUCUCCUAGUGCUUCUUCCUCAAGUGAAAAGUCCACAAAGACAGGUGUUCAUGAGAAACAAGAAGUCAAGAAAAAGAAAACUGAGAAAGGGGGGCUGUCUAGUAAUACAAAUGUACCAUCUGUGCCAGCUUCCAAACCUUCUGCUGAUCAGAUACGACAAAGUGUCAGACAGUCUCUGAAAGAAAUUCUGAUGAAAAGACUUUCAGACUCUAGUUUGAAGAUUACUGAGGAAAGAGCAGCAAAAGUUGCCAUAAGGAUUGAAAAGGAACUGUUUUCCUUUUUUCGGGAUACUGACUCUAAGUAUAAGAACAAAUACAGAAGUUUGAUGUUCAACCUAAAAGAUCCUAAAAAUAACAUAUUAUUUAAGAGAGUACUGAAAGGAGAGGUUACCCCUGAUCACCUCAUAAGAAUGAGCCCAGAAGAACUGGCUUCUAAAGAACUAGCUGCUUGGAGACAAAGAGAAAACAGACACACAAUUGAAAUGAUUGAGAAAGAGCAGAGAGAGGUAGAAAGACGACCAAUCACCAAAAUUACUCACAAAGGAGAAAUAGAAAUUGAAAAUGAAACUCCAGUUAAGGAACAAGAAGAUGUUAUGGAAAUUCAGGAAGCCAGUACAGUUAAGCUGUUUGAAAAGACAGAGGAAGUUGAAAAAGAUAAGGAAGAUAAUGAAUCUUCAGAUACAACAAGUCAACACAAAAAUCAUCUUUUUGAUCUCAACUGUAAAAUCUGCAUAGGUCGAAUGGCGCCUCCUACUGAUGACCUAUCUGCAAAAAAAUUUAAAGUGUCUGUUGGAGUUGCGCGUAAACAAUCGGACAAUGAAGCAGAGAGCAUAGCAGAUGCACUUUCAUCAACAUCAAAUAUUUUAGCUUCAGAUUUAUUAGAAGAUGAUAAACAGGAGUUGUCAAAACCAGCAUCAUCUGUUCCAAGAUCGGAGACACCUGGUACCGUUGAAAGUGAAUCUCUGUUCCUGGCUCGACUGAACUUCAUCUGGAAAGGUUUUAUCAAUAUGCCUUCUGUAGCGAAGUUUGUCAUCAAAGCAUACCCAGUAUCUGGCUCUUUUGAAUAUUUAACAGAGGACUUGCCUGAUAGCAUUCAAGUAGGUGGCAGGAUAUCUCCUCAUACUGUUUGGGAGUAUGUUGAAAAAAUAAAAGCUUCAGGGACCAAGGAAAUUUGUGUAGUUCGCUUUACCCCUGUAACUGAAGAGGAUCAGAUUUCCUACACUUUGCUAUUUGCAUACUUUAGUAGCAGAAAGCGUUAUGGUGUGGCUGCCAACAACAUGAAACAAGUGAAAGAUUUAUAUCUCAUCCCUUUAGGUGCCUCAGACAAAAUUCCACAUCAUCUUGUGCCUUUUGAUGGGCCUGGGAUAGAGUUACAUCGACCAAAUCUGUUACUGGGAUUGAUAAUUCGCCAAAAAAUGAAGAGACAGAUGAGUGCUGUUACUACCACUAGCACUAGCUUUGUGGAUGAAAUUCCAGAAAGUGUUCCAAGCAACUUGCCACCAGAAAAAAAAAUCAAACCAUGCAAACCUGAAGUUUCUCAAACUGAACUGGUAUUAGAAGAGGAGGAAGAAGAAAACGAUUUUUUUAAUUCCUUCUCAACUGUGCUGCAUAAACAGAGAAAUAAACUCCAUCAAUCUAAUACAGAAGAAAAUCCAACAGUUAUUGAACCUUUAGUAGAAAGCAUUAAACAUGAACCACCAAAGCCUCUAAGAUUUCUUCCUGGAGUUCUGGUUGGUUGGGAAAAUCAGCCUUCUACUCUUGAGCUGGCAAAUAAACCACUGCCAGUAGAUGACAUACUUCAAAGUCUUUUAGGUACCACAGGACAGACAUAUGAACAGAAUCAGUCAAUUGUGGACCAGUGUGAAACAGGAGAAAUACCUUUAUUAAAUGAGCAACCAACCUUAAAAGAAGAAGAAAUGGCUGUGGAUGAAUUUACUGCUGAUGAAGAAACUAAAACUGGAUUAGAUGAUGCACAAGAAACUACAGAUGACAGUGUUACAGUGGAUACACCAAUUGAAGGGACUGCAUGUUCACCAGGAACUGCAGGAACUUUGAUAGGCCUUAGCCUUAAGGGUAAACCACCAGAUGUUUCUACGGAAGCAUUUUUAGCAAAUUUAUCUGCUCAGUCACAGAGCAGAGAAACUGAGGAAGGUAAAGAAAUUGACCCAAAGUGGCAGCUGUCUGACAAAGAGACUGUUGCAAAAGAAAUCAAAAGAACCACAGAUUCUAGCUUUUCUUCUUGCUCUUCAAAUUCAGGUAAAAUUAGUGAUGAUAAUAAUGUUAGCACAGGUACUGCUGAAGGUAUGGCUGCUAAUACCUCCAAAUCUCCACAGUUCAUUAAUCUUAAAAGGGACCCACGACAAGCAGCUGGACGCAGUCAACAAACUAAUGCUGGAGAAAAUAAGGAAGGUGACAUUAGCAAAAAUGAAGAUAAGCAAAAUGUAUGUGGUCAUUCACAAGAUAAAGAACACUUAGGAGCUUCAAGAAGUGAGCAGAUGGAAGUAGAAGAUAAAGAGCCACCCGGAGAGAAGGAUUUAAAUUCAUGCCAGAGUGAUAUUCCAGCAUGUGAGCCACAGUACACCAAAUCUGCAACAAAGGCAGAUAACGCAUGUUCCUCACAAACAGAAGAGACCAAACAGUUGCAGGAAGAUGGAGUGAUGAAAAAUAUUGAAACGGUGCAGCCAUUUAGAAGAGGACCAGCAACAACCUCAUCUCAUUUUGAAACAGAAAAUUCUUCUCGUUCUGAAUUCACUUCCAAAAUCCCCAGCUCACUUGCAGGUGGAAACUUCUCAUCAGUUAGGUCUCAGCAACAUAGUUUUCAGGCACCUAAAUCUAAUCCACCUGGAUUUCCAUUUCAAACACCCGUACCUCCUAACUUUCCUCCACAGAACAGCCCCUUGUUUGGAUUUCCUCCUCAUCUACCACCUCCACUUCUUCCUCCACCAGGUUUUGGCUUUGCUCAAAAUUCCAUGAUGCCAUGGCCACCUGUUAUUCAUUUGUCAGGUCAGGCACCGCAUUAUGUUGGGCCCAUGUCACAAGGGCUACCACUGGCUCAUAAACAGCCAAGAUUUGCCGGGCCAGAGAACUUUUUUCAGAGUAAAGACAAUAGGAGACCAGAAAGACGUCAUAGUGACCCUUGGGGGAGACAAGAACAUUUGGAGAGAGGGUUAAGUAGGGGGAAAAAUGAGCAACAUAGGCAAAGAUUUUAUAGUGACUCCCACCACCAAAAGAAAGACAGACAUGAAAAAGAGUGGAAUGCUGAAAAAUACUGGGAGCCAGACUCUGAGAGGAAUAGACGCAGAGACAGAAACCAGGAAAAGGAGAGAGAAAGAAAAAGCAGAGAGGAAGAACAUAGAGACAAAGAAAGAUUACGACUUUCACAUGGUGAUAAGGGAUCUGAUGGAAAAUCCUCUAGGGAGAGUAGGAAUCCAGAAAAAAAGACAGAUAAACCUAAAAGUGAAGAACAUGAAAAGGAUAAAGAAAGAGAGAAAAGUAAGGAGAAACAUAGAGAGCGAGAAAGUGAAAAGACCAGAGACAGACAUCACAAAGACAGGGACCACAGUGACAGAACAAAAAGCAAAAGGUAGAAAGAUGCAGGCAGUCUUUCAGCAAAUCCUAUUUAAGUAAACUGUUAGAGUUAUGUCCUAAACUUUGUAAAUGCCUGCUAGGAUUGUGCCAUCUUUUUUAUUCAGUGUUGGUGUUUUGCAGAAAUAAGUCUGUGUUUUGGUAUGAAGCUGCAUACCAAUACUCAUCCUCCUUUUUUUCAUUAUACCAACUAUCCCUAGAAAUAGGAGUUUAAUAUUUUUCAAAAUUUUACAUUGCUGUAUAGUCAAAAUUUUAAAGAUUUCUUUUAUUAAUAUGCAAUAAAGGCUUAGAAAUUUUUAGUUGAUGAAGUUGGCUUUAGUCAAGUAUGCAAUAUAGCUACUGCCUUUGGUAAUUUGUGCUCUCUUCUGUUUUAAGAUGCCCAGUAAUUUUAAAGUGAAUUUCAUACAAUAACAUUGUUUUUUUAAAUUGCACUGUUUUUAAAGACUGUAGCAAAGCCUCAGAAUUCACAAGCGUGUUACACAAUAUAAGUAAUAAACUCUGUGGUGUGAAGAUUUCUUUUUAAAUUAUCCAAUAGUAUAAAAAAGUAAUUCAGCUGUAUUUUCAGUAAUUAGCAAGUAUAUCCCAAGCAUCUAAAGCAGUUUGUGACCAGAAAUUGGAAGGCUGAGUUGUCUGAAUGUUAUUGCUUUAAACUGCACUUGUUUUAAUAAGAAGAAAAAAAAUCACACUAUAUUCUUUAAACUAUGAUUUGUCUAUUAAUUUUCCCAUUAUUUUUCAUGCUUCAAAAACUUGAAUACCUAAGGUUGUACAUUACCUUGUGUUUUGCUAUUGUUUUUACUGUAAAAUGUAAAUAUUUUAAGGAAUAUUUUGAUUCUAAAAAUGAUAAAACUUUCUCACAUAACUUGUGUGUCUGAUUUUAUGAGUGUGAAGCAGUAAGUUAAAUUAUAUAACAAAAAGAUGUA